AUGGACGAGUCUGGCAUACAGCAAGUCCGUCGGCUUUCAGCUGACAACCAAACAAUUGCGAAAGCUGAUAUCCCGCUGAAAGAACGCUUCUUCCGGUACUUCCAGUAUGAGAUCACUGCUCUCCAGCAAUCAAUGGACCGUCUCUCUGACACUUCUCUUGUCGGAGGGGAACGAGCAGACGCAACGGACCAUUGCCUCGCUGGCAUCGUACGACUCUCCAACGAAGUUAAAGAUGCUGCGAGUUACAUUCCAACUUACGACCAACGAGUCUACGCCGAUGCCAUCAAAGCUUUACAAGAGAAACUGAACGAAACGCGCGCAGCCUUCGAGCCCCGUUCUAAAUUCAGCUUCAAAACCAAAAAGAAUGCUUCCGCCAUCUCUAUAAACGACGCAGCGACAUUAGCCUCCCAAGGUCGUCGAAGUAUCCCCGGCUAUCGUUCCCCAGGAGCAUCCUCCGUCGGAUCCUCAGCAAAUGACACACCGAACUACCCUUCUACCCCAUUAAACGAGCCUGAUAAACAACUGCUGGAAAGACCUGAGAUCGCACCAACCUCUGCACCACCGGCUUUCCCAGAUAUCAAUGACGGGAAAGGUUCCCCAGAUGCGAAGACCUUUGCAGCUCGUGGCAUCUCUUCAGUCUCAGUGGAUAACCACAGUGGCCUACACAUCAUGCUUCCGGCUUCGGGUUCCACAUCCUCCGUCCCGGCAUCAAUCACUUCUCUUCGACACUGCAUUGUGGAUAUGUCAAUCCCAACUGCUAAUGGAAAGCCAUACGCCAGUCUGACUGUCAAGAGCAUAAAACAAAGUCUUCUAGUUUGCAGCCAAGUUCAGGGCCCCGCACAUAUCACCGGACUUGAGAAGAGCAUCCUAGUCAUCUCAUGCCGCCAGUUCCGUAUGCAUAAUUGCAAAGAUGUCGACGUGUACCUGAGUUGCUCCAGCAAUCCCAUUAUCGAAGAUUGCUCAAAUGUCCGCUUCGGCCGAAUCCCCAAAGCCCAUUGCCUGCACAAUGACCGUUUUGAUAACGAAGACAAAUGGAGCCAAGUGGAAGAUUUCAAAUGGAUCAAGCCGGAACCUAGUCCGAAUUGGAGCCUUUUAGACCCCAGCGAUGCUAUUCCAGAAGAAGUGUGGACGGAGAUUGUGCCCGGCGGGCCGGGUUGGUCGCUUGACGAUAUUUUACGCGCUAUCAAACUUGUAGAUUAG
Penicillium angulare is the source of this 1200-nucleotide messenger RNA. Its product is annotated as putative tubulin-specific chaperone c. The record is from RefSeq and is a predicted model, not a curated record. Lineage: Eukaryota; Fungi; Ascomycota; Eurotiomycetes; Eurotiales; Aspergillaceae. The transcript has 4 exons. Gene Ontology annotation, cellular component: cytoplasm. Bases 1 to 1200 code for a protein of 399 amino acids. Gene Ontology annotation, biological process: post-chaperonin tubulin folding pathway; tubulin complex assembly.